This is a messenger RNA of Ornithorhynchus anatinus (platypus), 1714 nucleotides long. It is a transcript of the gene HHLA1, whose product is annotated as HERV-H LTR-associating 1. Lineage: Eukaryota; Metazoa; Chordata; Mammalia; Monotremata; Ornithorhynchidae. The transcript is spliced from 16 exons. Bases 1 to 1278 code for a protein of 425 amino acids. The record is from RefSeq and is a predicted model, not a curated record.
AUGGGCCAGGUCAUCGUGCCUUUAGAUGAAGGAAGUCCCGGGAUUCUGGCAGGGUUCUUGGACCCCCUCCUGCUGACUCACAGUGAGUUCAAGACCCUCAGCCAUUCCUUUUCAUCUGAAGACAGAAACAUCAAGGGAAACAGCAAUGCCUGUCCUGGACACAACAGUCACCCCAUGAUGGAAGUGGCCUCGAUCUACAAAUCCAAAGUGGCAUUUCUUUUUCCAGAGCUUCCUUCCAGGACAGUGGACCUCUCGGCUGUCAACCUCACCGAACUCGUCAACGGGAUGCUUCACAGAGCCCUGAAAGGGACCAAAAACUUCUUCUCCUUGCUGAGUGUUACCUCGUACAGUUCGUUUGCUUUCCACAAGCUGUCGGUGGCCGUGUAUAAUAUUUCUACCCUGAAAAAGGUGGACCCAACCCACUUCCCGACCAGAUACUGCUACUGCUUGAACAAUAAGACCAACGAUUUAUCAGAUUUCACAGCUCUUCUGGUGGACAUCAUCGGGAACUCCACCAGCUACCUCAAGGAGAUUUUCAAAUCGACCUCCAUUCUCUCAGUGAGUCAGAGUAAUGAAACCGACUGCAUCUAUAUCUGUGUGAUGACAGGAAGCACAGGAAGAAAUCUUUCUGAGUUCUGGGAAAUGGUGGAGAAGUCCCCGCUUAUUAAUUAUACGUUUUCCAGUAAUACAUCUGAGGCUCUGGAUGUAGAAUCAAUUCUUCCCAGUUUGAAGACCAUCCAAGAAGAGAGAGAGAAAAUCACUAUGGAGGAGUUGCAGCAAAAUGCCCAUAUAGGCCAAAGUAAGCGAAGGUCUUCAAAACCGCCUGAUAUCCUGGGUUAUGAUACUGGCGGAACCUUUGCUCCAGGGGUCCAAGUCACCACUAACAGACCCACCAAAGCCCCUGCCCCUCGUCCCCAAUCCGGUUUUCCUCCAUCGCCUCCGUCUUCCUCAGAGUACUCUCCGCCACCUUCACCCAAACUGCACCUGGCUUCAAGAUGCCCGCAGCUGCUCGUGAAAGAAAGAGCCGUGACCUCGACCCCUCUCACUGGCAGUGCUCCCAAGAUAAACCCGUGCUUGAUGGAGCUGUGUCGGUUCUUCCAGCAGUGUCUCUGCAUGAGCCCAGCGAGGUAUUCAACAAAAGAUGCUGUGAGGUUCUGCAUGGAGCACUACUCCUGGUUCUUGAAAAACGCAACCUUCAUCUGCCAGAGCGUGAAAAGAAUGUCUGACUCGCACACUUUAAAGCAAAAAUGUCUCGCAAGUAUCUGCAAAUCGGUAUAAAGCCUUGAGGACAGACUGAACGGAGGGAAGAAUCUGAAUCUCUGAGAUUUGUCCGCCCCAUUUUCCCCAGCUUCCAGGACAGAUAUAGGAUGGGUUUGUGGUCUACCGGGGUUUUGUAAUCCACUUUGUUCAGUUUCAGUGUAUGUUUGGUUUCAGGGGCUGAUGUAAGUGAUGUAGCAAGGAACAAUGAAUGAAAUAAUUCCUAAAGCACGUGUUUCCAGUUCUUCAGGGCCGAAUGCGUUGAGCGUGGAAAGCAAUAUUCCUGAAUCAGUCUAUCACCAAUCUGUUUGGAAAUUCGAAACAAAAAAACUCACCCGUCGCCUUCCUCCCCUCCCUCCGCAUCUUAAGGUUACAAUUAAGAGAGUUUCUCUGUAGUCGACCCCAGUUCCAGAAUCCACUGGAGAAUAAUGAUAAUAAAUAAUAAUUGUUAAGAACU